CACUCAACUGCGAUUCUCCUGGCAUACAAUAUGUCUUUGGUCAACAUACGUAACGUCGAGUUCGUCAAUAACCCAGCAAGAUUCACAGAUCCGUAUAUUUUUCGUGUCACGUUUGAGUGCAUAGCGCCGCUGAAGCAUGAUCUCGAGUGGAAGCUCAUUUACGUGUCUUCACCUGAUCAUCAAGAGCUAGACCAAGAACUAGACGACUGCAUGGUUGGACCUGUCCCAGUUGGGGUCAACUCAUUCGAAUUCGAAGGAUCCCCUCCGGAUCCCAAACUCAUCCCGCCACAAGACGUCCUUGGUGUUGCUGCGAUCAUCCUUACUGCCUCAUAUCGCGACCAAGAGUUUGUACGAGUCGGAUAUUAUCAGAAUACGGAGUAUGAUAACCCUGAGUGGAACGAGAAGCCACCGGAAGGUCCGAUUCAGGUCGAAAGGCUGGCUCGGAGUCUGGCAGAGAAGCCAAGGGUGACGAGAUUUAGCAUCAAGUGGGAUACUGAAGCUGCUGUUGUGCUGACCCAACCAACGAACGGGUUUGCCGCACCGCCAUCUUUCGGGACUUUGUACAGCAGCCAAUCUGCGGAUCACUCAUCAACUUUCUCCCCACCCUCAGCUCAGAAUCCUUUGCAGCAGCCAGGUGCGCCUGUACCGCUGGCCGGUUCAUUUUGAGGCGGCGAGGUGCAUGCAUCUUAAGUGCCAGAGCUUCUCUAGCAACCCGCAACUUGUAUCCACUCUGUGUCAGCACACGUAUUCAUCCAUGUGACUACUGUAUUAAACCCAGUUCAUAUCGACACAUUCAAAGCUCU
Messenger RNA from Dacryopinax primogenitus, 803 nucleotides. RefSeq names its product anti-silence-domain-containing protein. The transcript has 4 exons. Gene Ontology annotation, cellular component: nucleus. The record is from RefSeq and is a predicted model, not a curated record. Bases 31 to 666 code for a protein of 211 amino acids. NCBI's taxonomy places the organism in Eukaryota, Fungi, Basidiomycota, Dacrymycetes, Dacrymycetales, Dacrymycetaceae. Gene Ontology annotation, biological process: DNA replication-dependent chromatin assembly. Gene Ontology annotation, molecular function: histone binding.